Molecule: messenger RNA, 807 nt
Organism: Nicotiana tabacum (common tobacco)
Lineage: Eukaryota; Viridiplantae; Streptophyta; Magnoliopsida; Solanales; Solanaceae
Source: RefSeq, a predicted model, not a curated record
AUGCUAGAAUCAUUUCAGUCUUCUUCUUGUAUCCCUGUUUCUUGUCCCCUUGAGUUGAAUGUCAAACUGAAAGCCAAGGUUGGUGACCCCCUGCCUAAGCCUGAAGAUUACAGAUGCCUGAUUGGGAAGCUGAAUUUUUUAACCCACACCAGACCUGAUAUCAACUUUGCAGUCCAGCAUCUCAGUCAUUUUUUGCAGUUUCCUUGUGUUCCCCAUAUGCAGGCUGCUCUUCAUGUUUUGAGAUAUUUGAAAGGCACUUCUGAUUAUGGCAUAUUCUUCAAUUCCUCUCCUGAUUUGUCCUUGCAAGUAUUUUGUGGCAGUGAUUGGGCUUCUUGUGCUGAUAGUAGGAGAUCUGUUUCUGGGCUUUGUAUUUUCCUUGGUGGGAGCCUUAUCAGUUGGAAGUCCAAGAAGCAACAUAUUAUUUCCCUUUCAUCUGUUGAGGCUGAAUACAAAGCAAUGAGUAAGGCUGCUGCAGAGGUUACGUGGAUCUCCAGAUUGUUGGGAGAUUUUGGUGUCUCUUGCUCUUCUCUUGUUCCUCUGUUCUGUGAUAAUCAAGCAGCUCUGCAUAUUGCUCGCAAUCAUGUAUUUCAUGAACGGAACAAACAUAUUGAACUUGAUUGUCAUUUUGUUAGACACAAGCUUGGUGAGGGCCUGCUGAGUUUACAUCAUGUUUCCAGCUCUUCUCAGAUUGUUGAUCUGCUCACAAAAGCCUUGUCUGGGCCUGCACACUAUUUUCAUCUUCGUAAGUUAGGGGUUUUGUCACCCUCCAACUUGAGGGGGCUGUUAGAAUGGGCCCAAUGGGUAUAG